AGGCGGGGCCGGGUGAGCUAAAGAGCGUGCGUGCCUGCCUGUCUCCCCUCCCUUUCUCCCCGUGCGCGCGCCUGCGUAUGGCGUGAGGGGAGCCGGCGCCGCGUCGUUUGUGCUCGUUCGGGCUGCCUGAGGAGUCGUCGUCGUCGUCGUCUGAGGCGGCUCUGAGGGAGCGAUGAUGUCGGUGCGGGUGGCGGCCCCGCCGGCCGUGGAGCUGAAGGAGCUGGGCGGGACCCUGGACAAGGCCGGCGGCGGAGGAGGCGGCGGCGGCGGGUCUGGGCCGUGCGCUCCGGCGGCGGCGGCUGCUGCUGCGGCGGCGGCUGCCUCUCUGCCGCCCAACGCGGCAUCGGCGCCUCAGUCUCAAGCCGAGCCCGGCCCCACAGCCGGCGGAGGCGCGGCUGCGGCGGCCCCUAAAUUGCCUCAGGCUUCGGCCAUGAAGCGCAGCGAGCCCCCGCCGUCCUCCUCGUUAUCUCAGGCCCAGCAGCAGCCGCCUCGGCUGGCGGGCGACGGGGGAGACGGCAGCGCGAGCGGGCAGCUCGCCGAGGCCCUGGUCAGCCCCGACGGGACCGUCACGGAGGCCCCCCGCACCGUCAAGAAGAUCCAGUUUGCUGACCAAAAGCAAGAAUUCAACAAACGCCCCACAAAGAUUGGUCGCCGUUCACUUUCCCGAUCCAUCUCUCAAUCAUCGACAGAUAGUUAUAGCUCUGCUGCCUCCUACACAGACAGCUCUGACGAUGAGACCUCCCCCCGGGACAAGCAACAGAAGAACUCCAAAGGCAGCAGUGACUUCUGUGUGAAGAACAUCAAGCAGGCUGAAUUUGGGCGCCGGGAAAUUGAAAUUGCCGAACAAGAAAUGCCUGCGCUCAUGGCCUUGAGGAAACGAGCUCAGGGAGAGAAGCCAUUGGCUGGAGCCAAGAUUGUGGGCUGUACGCACAUCACAGCUCAGACUGCUGUUCUCAUGGAAACCCUAGGUGCCUUGGGCGCUCAGUGCCGGUGGGCUGCCUGCAACAUCUACUCUACCCUCAAUGAAGUGGCUGCCGCCCUGGCUGAGAAUGGAUUCCCUGUUUUUGCCUGGAAAGGAGAGUCUGAGGAUGACUUCUGGUGGUGUAUUGAUCGCUGUGUCAAUGUUGAAGGGUGGCAACCAAAUAUGAUCUUGGAUGACGGUGGGGAUCUUACACACUGGAUCUAUAAGAAGUAUCCCAACAUGUUUAAGAAGAUCAAGGGGAUCGUAGAGGAGAGUGUUACUGGUGUCCACAGAUUGUACCAGCUAUCAAAGGCAGGGAAGCUCUGUGUCCCAGCUAUGAAUGUCAACGACUCCGUCACCAAGCAGAAGUUUGACAACCUUUAUUGCUGCCGAGAAUCCAUUUUAGAUGGCCUUAAAAGGACAACUGAUAUGAUGUUUGGAGGAAAACAAGUGGUAGUCUGUGGCUAUGGAGAGGUUGGUAAGGGCUGCUGUGCUGCGCUGAAAGCCAUGGGCUCCAUAGUGUACGUCACAGAGAUUGACCCCAUUUGUGCCCUACAAGCCUGCAUGGAUGGCUUCCGUCUUGUGAAACUCAACGAAGUGAUUCGGCAAGUCGACAUUGUUAUCACCUGCACAGGUAACAAAAAUGUAGUGACCAGAGAACAUCUUGACAGAAUGAAGAACAGUUGCAUUGUUUGUAACAUGGGGCAUUCCAACACUGAAAUUGAUGUGGCAAGCUUGCGUACUCCGGAGCUGACAUGGGAGAGGGUGAGGUCUCAGGUAGACCAUGUAAUUUGGCCUGACGGGAAGAGGAUAGUGCUGCUGGCAGAGGGGCGCCUGUUGAACCUGAGCUGUUCCACAGUUCCAACCUUUGUACUGUCGAUCACAGCAACAACACAGGCUCUGGCUUUGAUAGAGCUCUACAACGCCCCAGAAGGACGCUACAAGCAGGACGUCUACCUGCUGCCUAAAAAAAUGGAUGAGUACGUGGCAAGUCUUCAUCUCCCAACAUUCGAUGCACACCUGACAGAGCUUUCAGAUGAGCAAGCAAAAUACUUGGGGCUAAAUAAAAACGGUCCUUUCAAACCAAACUACUACAGGUAUUAAUUUCCUGUGACCGUAGCUGGAAGGAAGAGGAGGAACAAGAAUCCAGGACAGCCACCUCUCCGUCGGCUACUGUACAGGACGAACCAGUACAAGCUUCUGAAGUUAGAGCCAGGCUUGCUCCCCGUAGUACACAGUGUGUUAGGUUAUUUAUUUAUUAAACUAGAAUACUGUAAAUGCGGCCUCUGCCAAUGGUGUUUUUUAAACUGCCAUGGGACUGUGAGAUGAUGGACUUUGGUUUUUGGGGGUGGGUGGGGGUGGGGUGAAAAUGGUAGGUGGGGGUGGGGAAGGAGAGAGAUUGUCUGGCCAAAUGAAUUUUACUGCAGAUUAUGUCAGCUUCAAGCAGUCUGUUACCACUGUUAUGUCUCAUCCAAAUGUACAGAUUAACCUGGGGGUUGAUGAAGAAACCAGCCAAAUUUGGGUGGGUGUGAGAGUACGGAUCAAGGGCACCUGAUCACUCUUGGCUUCCUUUGCCUCUCUUGUCUUUUUAAGCCAUGGCAGUUGGGAAAGUGGCUGCAGGUUUGCAGGGAAAUUAGGAGCUGCCGCUUUAAAAUGGAAGCCACACGAAUGUGUUGUUGCUCCAAAUGCUGCUAAAACAGUUUCAACCUCAUUGCAAGAAACCUUGUUCUUAAUUUAGCUGCUUGUGCAAGGGGGAAACUUUUGGGGAGCAGGCCAGACAAAUGCUGUCCCCCACCCACCUACCCCUUACUGGGAUCUGGGGAGUAGACUCUGUUUUUGCGUAAGAUCAUUGUUGCGCUUCUGCAAUAGUCUUGCAGGGUUUAUAUGCAAGUUAGGAUGAGCCCCAUUCUUUUCCAUGCUUACCAAAGCCAUGUUCUUGCAGGAUGUCUGGUACCGGGGCAUAACGCCCUCAUCAUGAUGAUAAGCAACCAAGCAACUUGUUUUGGCCAUUGGUGCUUACCAUAAACUGACAGUUCAUGUGUCGCUACAGAGCAGUGCAGCGAAACGAUGACAAAACUGUUUGCGAGGACUCUUGUCUCAUGAUCCUUCUCUCUGUGCCAAGGGAUUGUAGUCCUUGCUGAGAAUAGUUUUGAGACGCACCUGCAUUUGGUCCUAGGAAACUUCCAAGUCUCCCCUGGUUGGCUGGGCGGUCGUUUGGGGCAGGUGCUUUGGACGCUUACAAACGCCAUUUGCCCAAACUCCCAAAGUGACUCAAUCUACUUUUGAUCUAUUCACAAGAACAGAGCAGGUUCUGCUAAUGAAUUAAACGAGGGAUGUUCUUUGAUCAUUUGGAAUUUGUUGACGAUAGUGGGCCUGAGCCAGCAGAAACCUUUCCUGCGCACGGUGCAUGGAAAUGGGUGUGUCUCGGCCUGCCUUGGGCUUGCGGAUGUCCCAUCCAUUUUAAAAGUGCUGGGUGCAGGAUUUGAUCCUGCUGUGUCCUGAUCCUGAGCCCCACCAAAACACAGCAUGUUGUUGCUGCGUGGCUGGCUGCAGAGCGUGCCGUUGUUGUGAGGGGGCUUGGAAGAACCAGUGUCCUCAUCUCUCCAGUGUAGUCUUGUCCACGCACCUCCACUUGGCUGCUCAAGAGAAAGCAACCAUUCCAGCAUUUGAAUAUUUGGCAAGAGUUGUUGUCAGGCAGUAGCUCAAAAGGACAUUCACAAUGGAGGGGCAGCAUUGUAUACAAGAUCAUAAAAAGUAGAGGGGCAAAGCCGCCCUCUGAGUGAACCUUUUUGUGGGACUAGCCCUGACAUUGCCUUUUCAUUGGAGUCCCCCAAGCAUUGCAGUGUCCUGAGGCACGCCUGACCCUGCUUGCAGACUUCCCACAGGGGCAUCUGGUUGGCCACUGUGGAAAGAGGAUGCUGGACUAGGUGGGCCCCCUUUGGGCUGAUCCAGCAGCCAGGCUCCCCUGAUGUCCUCAGAUGUAGGCAGGCAACCUUAGGUUGCAUCCAGACCAGUACACCCAUUGGUCUUACUUUUGUGUCCCUCUAUGCUGGUUUUAAUUUUUGCAAAUAUCCUGUACUUACCAUCUGGCAUUGCAGCCUCAAAUUACUAUUUUUUAAAUUGCACCUGUCAUGUUUAUACCUACCUUAAUGAAUUUUAUUCCUUUUACCAGAAAAGAGGGUGUGAUCCCAUAUUCAGAUAGGAUCACGAGGAACCUGGAUUCAGGGAUUGUUUAUCUUUUGCUUUGAAAAGCUUACCUUGUUCAUUUGAUCUGCUGUCAAAUGUGCUGGAGCAAUAGUGGAAUAAAUUUCCCAUUAGGAAAUAGUUUGAAAAUAGAAAGCGAAAGGAUCUUCUGAUGGAGGAGGAAAGGGUGGGGCAGUGCAAAGGGCAAAGCUUGUGUUAGUUUAAGGCUUAAGCUUUUGCCUGCGGGGGAAGAAAAGAGAAAGUGGGAUUCAAACAGUGACCCACGUCAGGACUCAUUGCAGCCUGAGGUGGCUGCUAGCCUCAGAGUGUCCUUCAUGCUUUCAGUAGCAUGGAGUUAGUCGGGCUGCGAUGUUUCUGGAGGUACCUGAGUGAAGAGUCUGGCUGUGCGAUGCUCCGCCAUCUUUUGCAAAUCUGAAGCUUGGUUUUGUGGUUUGUAAUGCCAAUUGUGAACUAUGUUGGAAGAAGCUGUUGAGCAGUUUUGCUGUUUUAAAUACAAACAGGGUUUGUUAACUUUUUCUUUCUUUUUUUUAAAGUCAUUAUUUUGAUUCUUUUGCUUCUCUGUGUAUACUUUGCAGCUGCUUGACUUCACCCUGGAGUCUGUCUUGUGUAUGUCAUGCUUGGGUACUUGAAGAGACACUGCCAUGCAUUUGAUAUCUGUAAGACCCCAGACACUGGGAGUGGGUGGGAGUGCAGCUUAAGUGGCAGGAAAUAUUCAGGAUUCAACUCAGAGUUCGGGCCACACCUCACAUUUGUGCACUGGAGGCUGCAUCCACUUCCAGAAUAAAAAAUAGUGGAAGAACAGAUUCCUUUGCCCUGCUGUAAGGAAGCAGACCCUUUGGAGAGGAAAAGUGCCAUGUGAAUGUACUACCCACCACACCCCUGACCUGUAAUUCUGAGCUGACUGCCCAUAUGGACUUUGGAAUAUCUUGACUGCAUGAAGCUCAGUAUCAUCUUUGUCUGCCACCCCAAAAAGCUCAGUUCCUUGGCUUAGUCUGGUCAGGUUUGUCUUGUCCUCUAACUUAGAUCUAGCCGUGUUGACCCUACCUACAAGAAAUACGGGUACAGUCAUAAGGCAGACAAAUGGUCCUGUGGUUGGUCCACAGCCCCUCUCCCCAUCUCAGCUUACCAUACUUCUUUAGGAUGCUGUGCAUAUAUCCAAGACCCAUGAUGCAGCCUGUAGGCUACCGAGUAGGGAUCAGGGGUUGCAUUCAAUGUAGCACUACGGUAAUCGUUCUGCCAGUGCAAGGAUUUCUCUUUGCAUGAUGGAACAAUCACCCCGCGCUUCCUCAGUCUUUGCAGGGUUUCCCGAAACCUCCAGAGCGGAUUUGUUAAGAGCCUAGUAAUGCAUGCAGCUAUUCCUCCUUGUGGCAGGCUUCUCGCCAUCCUCUUGCCCAUGGAUGUGCUUCUCCCACUGGUGUGACAGAAUUCUCAUCUGCCCCUUCCUUGCCAGCCCGCUGACUUCCAAGGAGCAAGAGUCACUUCUCAUAAUUACUUUUAAAAGACACAGGAGCACCCUCGUAAGCAGCUGGCAGCUUGGAGGAAAGAUACAAAUGCAGUCGUAUUUUAAACGUAUUCUCUCCACUACCCUCUCUAGGAUCAGGGAAGUUGCAGCAUGAAUCAUACGUAGGCAACACACAUACAUCCUCCCUCUGGGUUAGGGAAUCUGUGAACUUCCAGAUGUGGUUGAACUACCGACUCCCAUCCUCCCCAACUGGCUGAUGAGCACUGGACUGAGUCCAACAAUGUGUGGAGUGCCAUAGGUUCCCCACCUCUGCUUCAGGUGACGUUCUGAGCCCUGUGACUUGUACAAGCUUGCAUGUGUCUUUGAAAGGAACCUUCUUAAGCAGGACUUAGUCAGAUGUGGAAUAGUGGAGGAAGGUGAUAUUUGGAGCGAGAGCCCCAGGGCUGUGUUCAAGCUCCUAGCAUCAGGUGACUUACCACCUCUUGUACGGGUUUGUUUUUUUAAAGGGGGGCGUGCUUUGCCCGGGCCUAUCUAGUGUCAGUCUAUGCAUCUGGCCAGUUGCUGGGAAGCGUGUUCUCAAGAUUAGGAAAUGCUACAGGAGUGGGGAACCUUUGGCCCUCCACACGUUGCUGAACUACAACGUCCAUCAGUCCCACCAAGUAUGGCCAGGGAUGAUGGGCGUUGUAGUUCAGAAACAUCUGGAGGGCCAAAGGUUCCCCACACCUGUGCUCCAUCCUGGACUUCAGCUGAUUAUUUUUAGGCAGAUGAGCUACUUGCAGCCUUGGGGAGGGUGGGCUCUUCAUUUGCAGGUAGACAGCCGCUAGCCCUUGUAGUCUGCACUCAGAGCAGGAACAAGAGAGCAUAUCCGUGUUCUGUGGGGGGUGGCUUUUCCUGUAAGGGAGGAAAGAGGGCAAGAGAGAGCAAGCAGGGUGGUUGGGCUGACAUGCCGGUUGAGCCAGCAUUCUUGUUGCUUUGUUUUGAUUUUGUGGAGGAAAGUUAUCCUGUAAUCCCCAUCACUUAAUUUCCUGGAGGGGAAGAUUCCUCUGGGUAUAGCGAAGCAGCAUCUAAUCCCCUCCUCCAGGCAAGAGACAACCAUUCCACCCAUGUGACCCUAAAAGUGUGCAACCCGAAGGGAGGGUGUAGUGGGGAGAGUGUGUGUGCAGGGAAGGGGGGGUCACCUAUUCAGUGUCUGUCACUAGCUAGAGCGUGUGAUGGUGCUGUACUCAUUUGUAAAUUUGUUUGUACAAAUCAUUUUUAUCUUUGACGUGGCGGGCUGGGGAAGCAAAAAUGUCCCACAGAAAGACUUUUAUCUCCACUAAUUUUAAAAUUUUUCUCUGUGUUCUGCUUAUUUUUUAUCUGUAAGCUAUUUUGCUUGCUCAGCUUUUCCUAAUCAAUCUGGAAUCGCCAUAUUCUGUGAUCAUCUCUAAAUUUAAACAGUGUAAUAAAUGUUUUAUUUUCUAACGUAACGUUUUAAAGACUAUUAAAGAAGACAGAUAGGAGACACCAGCAAAAAACCAACAAAAAACCUGCAUAAGGAAAAAACAAUGAAUUGUGAUCCGAAUAUUUGAAAUCAGGAAACAAAAAUCAUGUCAUAAUUCUCCAAUAAGGAAGCUUAAAAAAAACUUAAGAGAUUAUAAUAUUUUCAGAAGGAUGUUUUAAAUAUUAAUGUCUGAGUGAUUGUAUUAGAUCAGCAAUAAGGACUCUGUAAUCUCAAAAAUAUAAAUAAAAUAUUGUAAAAAUCCAAA
Rhineura floridana is the source of this 7372-nucleotide messenger RNA. RefSeq names its product adenosylhomocysteinase like 2 (gene AHCYL2). The coding region runs from base 173 to 2065 and encodes 630 amino acids. Gene Ontology annotation, biological process: L-methionine cycle. The transcript has 17 exons. Gene Ontology annotation, cellular component: cytosol. NCBI's taxonomy places the organism in Eukaryota, Metazoa, Chordata, Lepidosauria, Squamata, Rhineuridae. The record is from RefSeq and is a predicted model, not a curated record.